UUGCUUUCAAUGCAGGUUCGGUAUGAUGUAUUUAACAGGACAAAUAGCAAUUACCCGUCAUGCUGCUCUAUUACCUGGUAUGUCUGAAACUCAACACGAUAAGAUUUUGAAAACCUAUUCUUACUUUCUGCUAAGCUUUUUCUCAAUUAUAGCUGUCGUCCAAUUGCAACUAUUUUAUGACUAAAUUUUCU
This is a messenger RNA of Trichoderma harzianum CBS 226.95, 191 nucleotides long. RefSeq lists its product as hypothetical. Bases 26 to 184 code for a protein of 52 amino acids. NCBI's taxonomy places the organism in Eukaryota, Fungi, Ascomycota, Sordariomycetes, Hypocreales, Hypocreaceae. The record is from RefSeq and is a predicted model, not a curated record. The transcript has a single exon.